UCAUUUGUAGCCCAUCAAAUAUGGAAGAAGGAAGAAAAGUUACUGAAGAAAUAAAAUACAAAUGUGGCGGAUGUUUGUUUAUUUGCACCACUAUACUGGACCUACACUUCCAUUUAAUUGAGCAUAUUGAAGGUGGCAAUUAUUUCUUUAAUAAUGCACUAAAAACGGCUUACCCCAAGCACAAAAAUAGAGAUGCUGACUGUCAAACCUCAGAAAAAAACAUAUUACUUAUCAACAAUAUCAAACAAGAGUUUGUUGAAGAAUCUGAGAAUAUUGAGACAGUUUCAACAGCAACACAAACAGAAGAUCAUGCAAGUAAUCAGGAUGAAAAUGUAGACACUAUUGAUGAUGAUAAAAGUGAAGAUACCAGAUGUAGUUUGAAGUUUGGUAAGCUGCAAGAUGAGGAAGAAAAAGACACCUUACAGUCAGCUCAGUAUUCUGAUGAUUUUGAUGGAGAAGAAAGCAAUGAGGAGGCGGUAUAUGAUGAGAAAUUGGUGAAGGUGGAAGAAGCUGUGGACUACACCAAACUUAUUUCUGUAAGAAAAAGAAAAGCUUCUGGUUCACAUAAACAGAGAAAAAAGAAGAAAAAAACAGUGAAGAAAAGAGCAUGUAAGAAAAAUAAAACUGUUUUGAAGGAAACAGAAACUUUAGAUGCUGAUAAGGGAGAAAACACAUCAGAGGAGACUGAGCAAUUGAAACAGGAAUCUGACCAUGAUAGUGAUAAACCUUUUGAUGACACUGUUACACCAGAGAGAAAGAUGUUUUCAUGUUCUGUAUGUAAUAAACAAAUAGGGUCAAGACAGGCUUGGGAAAUUCAUAUAGAACAUUUACAUUACCAUGUGUAUCCCUGUCAGUGUGAAAUGUGUUACUUCCCUUGUCAAGAUCAAGAUGAAUUGGCUGUACACAAUUGCUCUUUAGCAUCAAGUGAAUAUCAUGAAUGCAUACAGUGUCCUGACAAAAAGCAUUUUAAGUAUAGAUGUAAUCUUGUGGCACAUAUUGAAGUGGUGCAUGAUCAAAAUUAUCCCUUGAAAUGUGAAACAUGUGAUUUAUCACUGAUCUCAGAGUUAGAGAAGAGGAAACAUAUGACUAAACAUGACCCAUCUUUACUUGUAUGUGGGUAUUGCAACAAGAAGAUGAGAACAAUUGGUGAAUUAGAAAGUCAUCUUCCAAAUCAUACUGGUGAAACCAGAUUUCAUUGUCACAUUUGUGAUAAAAAGUAUAGAAAGAAAGCAUACUUAAGGGACCACAUUUUCAGAAUACACAGUAGUGAAGAAGAAAAACAAUGCAUAUGUGAAAAGUGUGGAAGCAGUUUUGCACAUUCAAAAGUACUUUAUGAUCACAGGAGGUCCUCAUGUGGAGAACCUAUAUACGAAUGUGAUUUAUGUGAUAAAAAGUUUUGUCAGAAAACAAGUUUGAAGUAUCACAUACGUAACCACACAGGAGAAAGACCGUUCAUUUGCGAUUUCUGUGGGGAUUCAUUCAUGUAUAGAAAUACAUUAUCAAGUCAUAUAAAGCAUCGUCAUACAAAUGACAGACAGUUUAAGUGUAGCAUGUGCGAAAAGUCAUUUGUCAAACUCUGUACUUUACAGAGGCAUGAACGUGUUCAUCUCAAGAUUAAGAUGUUUUCUUGUGAAUAUUGCAAGAAGGAGUUUUCUACAAAUUGGAAUCUCAAAGCUCACAUGCGGCAACACACAGGGGCUACUCCAUAUACAUGCUCUUCUUGUGGGCUUGGUUUUGCUCACAAUGUUGUACGAAAGACACAUGAAGCUAAAUGUAAAGGAGUUACUUUCUCGUAGAACAAAAGACACAUUAUUAAUUCCAAACAUGUAAACUAGCUUUUUUGUACCACUACAUAGCUUGAACAAAUUCAAUAUUAGCCAGGGUUUUCCCUGGCACUUGUUUGUGUGUUUUAGCACAAUUUUUAGCUCGACUAUUCGAUAAGAAUAAGUAGAGCUAUUGCAGUCACCCGAGCGUCGGCGUCGGCGUAACCACUUAUGUUAAAGUUUUUGUAAUAGUUCAAAUAUUUUCAAAGUCCAUUGACAUAUGGCUUUGAAACUUUGCACACUUGUUCACCAUCAUGACCCCAACCUGUAGACAGGAGGAGGUAACUCUAUCAAGCAUUUUGAUAGAAUUAUGCCCCUUUUUCGACUUAGAAUUUACGUUAAAGUUUUUGUAAUAGUUCAAAUAUUUUCAAAGUCCAUUGACAUAUGGCUUUGAAACUUUGCACACUUGUUCACCAUCAUGACCCCAACCUGUAGACAGGAGGAGGUAACUCUAUCAAGCAUUUUUACAGAAUUAUGCCCCUUUUUCAACUUAGAAUUUAUGUUAAAGUUUUUGUAAUAGUUCAAAUAUUUUCAAAGUCCAUUGACAUAUGGCUUUGAAACUUUGCACACUUGUUCACCAUCAUGACCCUAACCUGUAGACAGGAGGAGGUAACUCUAUCAAGCAUUUUGACAGAAUUAUGCCCCUUUUUCGACUUAGAAUUUACGUUAAAGUUUUUGUAAUAGUUCAAAUAUUUUCAAAGUCCAUUGACAUAUGGCUUUGAAACUUUGCACACUUGUUCAACAUCAUGACCCCAAUCUGUAAACAGUAGGAGGUAACUCUAUCAAGCAUUUUGACAGAAUUAAGCCCCUUUUUCGACUUAGAAUUUACGUUAAAGUUUUUGUAAUAGUUCAAAUAUUUUCAAAGUCCAUUGACAUAUGGCUUUGAAACUUUGCACACUUGUUCACCAUCAUGACCCCAACCUGUACACAGGAGGAGGUAACUGUAUCAAGCAUUUUUUUUACUAUCAAGCACUAAGAAUAGUCGAGCGUUGCUGUCCUACCGACAGCUCUUUUUGAAAGAUCAUUAAUAGGAGAAAAUUAGUCUUGAUCAAAUUUUAGCAUUUUUCUUUAGGUAUAUGACUUAUGGUCAUUUAUAGGAGAGUAUAAUAUGUACCGUUUGAUUUGAAUUGUUUAACUGAAAGAGCUAUUAAAGGAUUCUUGACAUUGACUCUAUAUAAAAGAAUAACAUUUUGUUUAGUUUAAUGUUUUUUAUACCUACAUGAAGCGUGGUUGUUUGUACAUGUAUUCAGCUAUUUUUAGAUUGAAAUUUUUUUAUAAAGUGGACCAUUUAUUACAUACACAAUGUGUAUGGAUUUUUAGCUCACCUGUCACAAAAUGACAUGGCCAGCUUUUGUGGUCACAAUUCAUCUUGCAUCCAUUCGUAAACUUUUACUUUAAACAACAUCACCUCAUAAACUGCAAAGCUAAUUUAAUCCAAACUUCACAGGAAUGUUUCUUUGGUGAUCACCUUAAGAAUUAAAUUCCAAGAAGAACUCUUGUUGCCAUGGAAACCAAAAGAAAAAACUUAAAAUCUCUUCUUUAAAAAAAAGUCACGAGCUAGAGCUUAGAUAUUAGCAAUGAAACAUUUUCAAGUGGGUGUUUACCAAGUGUUUUCAAAUAAAAACCCAGGGGUGAAAAAUUGGCCCAGAUCCAUGGAGUAGUUGACUUUCCUUGUAUGUACACAUCUUUUGGAACUGUUUCUUUUUUUUGUUAGCAAUAGCAACCAGUAAUGUUUUUACACUUGCACUAUUUCAGUUACAAAUAUGAACUUUGUGAUAUCAGUUUAAGGUUUAGAUUUUAUAUCUGCUUUUGUCUAUAGUUUGCAAUAUUACUUGUUCCUUGUCAAGGAGAGUUUUUUUUAUUCAGGUGAGCGAUUUCAGGGCCAAGAUUCAUAAAAUCUGAUUCAUAUAGCAUUUGCAAACUUGUAGUUGAUAUAAAUUUACUUUUCUACUGAAAUCACCAAUGAAAUAACUAUAACUCUAUAGAAUGUUUUCUAUUGAUUUUUUGUGUGUCUGCUAUAAUAGUGCUUUAUUAUAUGUUUACUUGUUGUGCUGACUAAAUUAGGAAAUUUUGAUACUUAAACAUCAUUUUUCAGUUCAUAUAUAACUUUUUUAAUUUUUCUUACGCGGCAGUCCUGAUUAUAAAAAAAAACGACAACUAAACAUGUCCGAGAAUACAAGAACAAAUUAUAACCAAAGAAAUUUAUAUUGGUAAUCGCCCAGCUUUUUGUGUCAGUCAUCUGUCACUUGAAGUACAUGUACUUAUUUAUGCUUGUUGCUGGAAAAGUUAGUUAUAAAUGAGUGUAUGGUUUUUACACCGAUUGUGAUAUUUUGUUCCAUUUUACAUGUUUUAUGUUGACAUUGUUUAAUUUAUAUCAUUGGAGAAAGUAUUAAUAUGAAAAAAAUAUAAAAGUGAAAGUUUAAGAAUUAAGUAUAAUUAGAAUAUAAUAAAAAAUAUAAUCAUAAAUGCUUUCACGCCACAAGCAUCGUGAAUAAUUGCAAAAUAUAAAACACUAGUUGUUUCACCACAUGAACAAAAAGAUUUUGAACAUAGUUAUAUCCCCUAGUCUUGUUAACAUAUAACAAUGUUAACUUGUAGUACCUGAAAAUAGAAAGAGUCCAAGUUCUUGCACACAUGUUUAUAUCUUGAUAUAAAGAGUCAGCAGUCAAUGAUUCCCUUGGCAACACCUUUCUAGCCACAGAUUAGGGAAGAUUGAAUGUAUAUAAAAGUAUGUUGUUAUUAACUUACACUUUAAAUCAGUGAACAAAAUAAACGUAUAUUAUACUAAUCAUGACUUAGUUUAUAACUUGACAUUUUAGCUCACCCUGAGCUAGAGCUCACCUAAGCUAGCCCAAAUAAAAUAGAGCCUGCAUAACCAGGUGAGCAAUAUAAGGGCCAUCAUGGCCCUCUUGGUUAAGAAAUAGUGGGCCCAUUAUACUCGCCCCGGCGUGAGCAUAACACUUUGGUAAAAGCUUUACAUGCAACUUCUUGCACAACAUCAUAUCACAUCAACCACUAAAGAUAUUGCUUGUACCUUCACAGAUGUGUUUGAGAUCAUGAUUAUAGAAUACAAUCCAUAGCCCUUUAUUCUGGCAUGGAAUUUAUUGCCCUUUGUUAACCUAAAGAAUUUAUUUCUCUUAUUCUUUGUUGUACAUUCAAAGAGCUUACAUCUAACCACAACAUUUUUGUAUCUUUAUCUUCAAAAUUACUUUUACUGGAGAGGAAUUGAUGUAAGUAUUGUUUUACUUGUUUUCCAAUCCAGUCUGAAUUACAUUGUUGUGCAAUGUUUGUAAAUGUCCAUGUACA
This is a messenger RNA of Ruditapes philippinarum (Manila clam), 5129 nucleotides long. RefSeq names its product zinc finger protein ZFP2-like. Gene Ontology annotation, molecular function: RNA polymerase II cis-regulatory region sequence-specific DNA binding; DNA-binding transcription factor activity. Gene Ontology annotation, biological process: regulation of transcription by RNA polymerase II. The transcript has 2 exons. Lineage: Eukaryota; Metazoa; Mollusca; Bivalvia; Venerida; Veneridae. The coding region runs from base 21 to 1796 and encodes 591 amino acids. The record is from RefSeq and is a predicted model, not a curated record.